UUAAGAGCACCAGCACCCUCCAAGCUCUCAAUUUUGACCGUUUUCCCCCCAGUCCCUCUCUCUCUGUCUCUCUCUGUCUCUCUCUCCCCGAUGGAAAUAUUGAAUCCUUCAAUGCAAUGGUUCAAAGUCUCGUGUGGGUUUGCUCUCCGUUCUUCCUACCAAGAAAAUUACCUCUUCGACAACCACCUUAUUUUUAAAUUCUGACCUUACGAACUCGAAUUAUUUGAUUUCUACGAAAUUCUCUUGAUGCCUACCAAAUCUGGCGUCUGUUUCCUUGGUGUUGAAGGGCCCAAAAGUCUUGCUUCCUCUUGGCCCACCCUCGGACUGGGGCGUAUAUAUAGAAAGGGUCGGCCGCCGGGCGGAGCAUCCCGUUGCCUUCAUCUUUGGUGUGCUUUUAUAACACUGUUCUGUUUUCCUCGAAGACUGCUAGGUUUCUCUUUUGGGAGUGCGAGGUUAGAUCUUUUGAUUUCAACGUCAAGAAUCUAAGAGCUGGGGUCACUUCUAUGGGCAUAUCUCUCUCGUUGCCUUCUUGGACAUGAGUUGAGGUUAUGAGGAGCACAAUCAUGGGUUUGACAAGAGAAGCAGAAGAUAUUUUGGCGAGAUCUUUUAUCAUUGGUGAGAAGGAUAUCAAGAUGACUUUGAGAUCAGGCAGUUUCAAGAGAAGUUAUUCAGGAACCAAGAGGACAAGUGAUGGUUCCUGUAAAGCCGUCUUAAAAGAGUCAUUAAGCUUUAAAAAUUGGGAAUAUGAGAAAACUAAGCUGGAAACCACUGCUGCUUCUGAGGUUCAGGACUCUGAAAAUUGUAAGGUGGAACCUAGUUCUAUGAAGAGCACAAGGGAUGGUAAAGUUGCUGGACUGAACCCACCAAUGUGCUCACCAAGGCCAAAGUGCGAGCUUCAUGCCGCAGCUGUUAAGCUUCAAAAAGUAUAUAAGAGUUACCGAACUCGUAGAAAUCUGGCAGAUUGUGCAGUUGUUGUUGAGGAAUUAUGGUGGAAGGCAUUGGAUUUUGCAUCCCUCAAGCAUAGCUCAGUUUCAUUUUUUGAUGUUAAAAAACCAGAAACAGCUGUUUCACGCUGGGCAAGGGCACGAACAAGAGCAGCCAAGGUUGGUAAGGGUUUGUCCAAAAACAGUAAGGCUCAAAAGCUGGCAUUGCGACACUGGCUUGAAGCAAUUGAUCCGCGCCAUAGAUAUGGGCAUAAUCUGCAUUGCUACUAUGAUGUCUGGUUUGAGAGUGAGAGUACACAGCCAUUCUUCUACUGGUUGGAUGUUGGUGAAGGCAAGGAAGUGAAUCUUGAAAAGUGCUCAAGAAAUAAACUUCAACAGCAAUGCAUCAAAUACCUUGGACCGAAGGAAAGGGAGGCGUACGAAGUCAUUGUUGAGGAUGGGAAACUCAUCUAUAAGAAAAGUGGAGUGCUUGUGAACACUGUUGAAGGUUGUAAAUGGAUAUUUGUUCUCAGCGCAUCAAGGGCCUUAUAUGUGGGACAGAAGAAGAAAGGCUCAUUUCAACACUCUAGUUUUCUGGCUGGAGGAGCUGCAACAGCUGCUGGGAGAUUAAUUGCGACCGAGGGGAUCUUGAAGGCUAUAUGGCCAUACAGUGGUCAUUACCUCCCAACUGAAGAGAACUUUAAGGAGUUCAUCAUCUUCCUUCGAGAAAACAAUGUAGACCUCACUGAUGUCAAGAUACGUUCAUUUGAUGAAGAUGAUGAAUACCAGUCAUCCGAGAAGCCUGACAAUGUGCCGUCGGAGUUGGCAAAGAUGCCAGAGGUGGCAAAGCUUCCUACAACAUCCGACAUGGGAGACAUGAGUGACACCGAGGAGGAAGAGCUUCCUACCGAACCUUUGAAGGCAAAGUUCAAGGGCAACAACUGGCAGAAGCCAAUGACGAUUGAAUUGAACAAAUGCUCAUCGUGCAAAUGGACAACCGGUGCCGGGCCUCGCAUUGGUUGUGUCCGAGAAUACCCUGCAGAUCUCCAGUUCAAGGCACUGGAGCAAGUUAAUCUUUCGCCAAGGAUCAUCCCUUCACCAGUGGGAAACAAGAGUCCCAUUCCUUCUCCACGCCCCAGCCCUGGGGUGAGGCUCUCCCCUAGGCUUGCAAACAUAGGCCUUUCUACCCCCACCAUCUCUCUCACUCUUCCCCAGCCCAGAAGGAGAUGAAGGCAUUCCUCAUGCCCAAUCCACUGAGACUUUGUAGCAGACAGAGCUUCUAACAAAAUAAGGAGUAGGAUCGCUGCGUCCAGCCUACCAAUACUCUCUUUUUCAUCAAUUCUUUUUGACAUUGUUUGUAUAUUUUUUUAUUCGAUCUGAUUCAUGUCUCCUUUUGUUUUUCUUUCUGGGAGUGCCAUGAAUUUGAGGCCUUCCAUGAAAGAAUGUAAUACCUGUAAGUAGCUCAUUCUUUUUUCUAGAAAAGGAGAUACAUGUAACACGGAGAAAUUAUUUCAAAAAAAUGGUUCAGCUUUCUUGUCUUCCAA
Molecule: messenger RNA, 2467 nt
Organism: Elaeis guineensis (African oil palm)
Lineage: Eukaryota; Viridiplantae; Streptophyta; Magnoliopsida; Arecales; Arecaceae
Product: IQ domain-containing protein IQM1
Source: RefSeq, a predicted model, not a curated record